Molecule: messenger RNA, 2289 nt
Organism: Spodoptera exigua (beet armyworm)
Lineage: Eukaryota; Metazoa; Arthropoda; Insecta; Lepidoptera; Noctuidae
Source: the annotation of a GenBank genome assembly
CAAUGAAGUCCAUCGUUGCUAUAACGGCACUCGUAGCAUGUAAGUACCGUACAUUUAUUGGUUUUACCUAUAAACAGAAUUAGGUUUUUUGUAAUGAGUAGGCUCUCCACUAUCUUGCCUGGUGGUAUGCGAUGUUACGAUCUGCAAUGGAACACGCCUACAAGCGACCUAUUCAUUCGGACCUUGAAGACACCCAGGUCAUAAUCACCACGAAGCAGUGACGUUUUGCUGAUUUUCUGGUAUACCACCUUUGCAUGGUAGAACGGGUAAGGAGGAAUCAAAUUAUGCAGUUAUUCGAAAAGAUCUUUGCGCCUGUAUGCAAGGUUUUGGAGUCGGGACUCCAUACGCGCAUCGUCGUCGAUAUACCUUUUCCCAGGCGUCCCAAAACUAAGAGCGAUACACAAUACAUGCUCAACAUCCUACCAGCCAGUUGCUUCUUAGCACAACAUAUUAUAUGAACAUAAAGACGUCAUUAAUGUGCAGCAACUAGGGGCUUCCUGAACCUUGAGGAACCCCGGCGUUAAUACCAAAUUGGUCAGCUAUUGCUAGUGACUAGAAUGACCCAUCCCUCAGCAAGUCUGCUAGCCGCAGCAGCUAGCAGUCUAGGUCUUAGUUUAUUUUGUCUGAUGUGUAAACACUGAUGAGUAAAUAAGGAAAAGUAAAAUUGCUACUUGCCAGGUUUUGAUCUCGUGUUCUCAAGCUUCGGAAUUCAUCAUACCUGUAUGUAAAGGCCCAAUUAUAAUUAAAACACAAUAUGGUUUCCUUGUAUGGGAAACAAAAAUAAGUGGACUUUUAAGCUACCAUUUUGCUACUAUUUACUUUUUUGGCAGAACUUUCAUAUAACUUACUUUACUAUAACUGCCAAUUGCUGAGCAAAGAUGAAUAAAGCGUUAGUUACUAUACUUAAUCAAGGCAGAUGAGCAAUUCCAAUCUUUUAAGUUGCCGUUUUUUAAGUCCAUGAUACUGUUUUACAUUCGUUCAACAAGUUUAUAGAAGACCGUAAUUCAUAGUGUUUCUUAUAUACAUAUUGGCAUGCUACGACUUUCUCGAAUAUAUGUAAAAAAAGAAAAAAAUCUGAUGUACUUCGACUUAUGUUAUUGGUGUUACUAAUAGUUCAUUUUUUUACAGUGUGCUCUGGGCAUAUCCUUCGUGAUAUCCCAGUAGAUAACAGUCACUACGUGGAGGGAGUGAGCCGCUACGUAUGGAUGCCUGAUGCUGAAGGAAACCCCGUACUGGUUGACCUUGAUGAGCCAGUAAAUGAAGAAGUGCUGGAAGCAACCAGGAAUGGAGCUAACAACCAGUACUGGUUAUUCACUCGGAAUAACCGCGCCAAUGCUCAAGUUAUAAUCCAUAAUAAUGUUAACUCCAUUCGUAACUCUAACUACAAUGGCAACCGACCCUUAAAAGUUAUCGUCCACGGAUGGAAUAACAAUGGGAACACCGAAAUGAAUCCUCUCAUCACACGGGCCUUCCUUGACGUCAUGGAUUGUAAUGUUAUUGUAGUCGAUUGGAAUGUUGCCGCCAACUCAGCCUACAGCACAGCUGUUAAUGCAGUCCCCAGUGUGGGACAACACCUCGGGGACUUCCUCAACUGGCUGAUUAGAAAUGGUGGCGGUAAUUGGAACCAAGUUCAUUUAGUUGGGUUCAGCCUUGGUGCUCACGUCGUCGGCAAUGCUGGACGUCGAGUCGGAAAUCAACCAGCACGUAUAACCGGUUUGGAUCCUGCCGGCUACCGUUGGCAUAAUAACGCAAACAGAUUAACUUCUAGUAAUGGCCGAUACGUAGAAGCUAUUCACACAGACGGUCACAGCCUUGGUAUAAUGAAUCCCAGCGGACACGCCGACUUCUACCCUAACGGUGGUAAAAACCCUCAGCCUGGUUGUUGGACUAGUCUGUGUUCUCAUGGUCGUGCCACGGAGCUAUUCGCCGCCACUGUCCGUCACAACCAUUUGGUAGGCAGACAGUGUCCCAACAUCUGGGAGGCUGAACUCGGAACAUGUAAUGGAGCAUCCUUUCACAUGGGUAACGCAAACUUGAAUAAGCGUGGGAAUGGUCUUUACGCUCUGAGAACCGGAUCAAGUGCUCCUUUUUAAACUAAGAAUUUUACUUAUGCAAGACUAAAAUUAAUGUCAACAAGGCUGUUUUCAAUAAAAAUAAUUAAUGAAAGAAUGAUUUUCGUUUGAUUACAAAAAAAAAAUGUAUUGUGAUUGUGACAGAGUUGCAUUAUUUUCAAACUAAAACCGCAUUGUUCUGUCUAAUCUUUUGGUAGCCAAAAGCUGCCGUACGCUC